Drosophila pseudoobscura is the source of this 10116-nucleotide messenger RNA. Its product is annotated as titin. Lineage: Eukaryota; Metazoa; Arthropoda; Insecta; Diptera; Drosophilidae. The record is from RefSeq and is a predicted model, not a curated record. Gene Ontology annotation, cellular component: endoplasmic reticulum. The transcript has 9 exons. Bases 137 to 9907 code for a protein of 3256 amino acids.
GUCUAUUUCUGAGUGUAUAUUUUUCUGUGUAUAUUUUAUAAAAAAAGAAAGCCAAAGUUUUACAAAUAAAUAGAAAAAACACCAAAGUUUCAACUAAAGAAAACCAACUGCUGAGUUUUAUCAGCAAGACAGCGAAAUGAGUGAGACCAAGAAGCUACUCGACAAAUUGCUAUGCGACAUUUACGGCAAGCAAGAGGAGCUGGCUCGACGCGGGUGCACCUGUCAUCCCAGGGAUCAUCCUCUCGGAUCCUGCAAUAAGAAGAAGAAGGGCAGAAUGGCCCAGCUGGCCAGCGGCAUAGUCGGUGGUCGUGCAGUCUUGGAAAGGCUGAAUGUGCGUCAGCUCAUCGAUGUCGUUGCCAUUCUCAAGGUGGAGAUCCUGAUGAUGGGCUAUAUGCUCAAGACAGUCCUCAUAGCCAGGGAUCGCCUGAACCGCCACCAGGAGGUGCUCUGCAAGUUCAUCAUCACCGCCGUGGAGAAACACGAUGCACAGCCUAAAAUGCGUUUUAGCCUCUCACCACCGCCGCGGAAAGCCAGCCUAACCUCCCCCACCAGCAGCACCACCACAAACAGCAAAAAUAGAAGCUCCACCACCCACAACAUGCUGACACGCAAUGGCGGUGGGGGCCACGAAAGCAGCUCCAGCACCACCGCCUCUGCCGUCGCCAGCGAUGAGGAUGCUGCAUCGGAUUACAAUCAAUGGCUGCAUGCCAUGAAGCUGGUCGCCCGCCUGCCCGGCGGCACCCCACCCGAAUUCCGGCGCAAGCUGUGGCUCUCGCUGGCGGACAAAUACCUCAAGUCAAAGAACGUGGACUGGGCCAAGCAGCGGGAGAAGUGCUUCUGCGAGGAGUGGCGCGAGGAUGACGAGGAGCUGGGCAUACAAAUCGUUAAGGACCUGCAUCGCACUGGCUCCAAUUUGUGCACCGGCCCCGCGGGAUCCAUCAACCAGGCCAAGCUGAAGCGCAUUCUGCUCGGGUAUGCCCGCUACAAUCCCGAGGUGGGCUAUUGCCAGGGUUUCAACAUGCUGGGCGCCCUGAUACUGCAGGUCAUGGACAAGGAGGAGGAGGAGUCCAUGAAGGUCAUGAUCUAUCUGGUUGAGGGCGUACUGCCGACGGGCUACUUCUACGGCUCGAUGGGCGGCCUCCAGGCGGACAUGGGCGUAUUCCGCGAACUGAUGCAAACGCGUCUGCCGCGCCUCGCCAAGCACCUGCAGCGCCUUCAGGGGCCCGUGGAGAAUGCCUACGAGCCGCCCUUGACCAAUGUCUUCACCAUGCAGUGGUUCCUCACCAUGUUCUGCACCUGCCUGCCCAUGUCCUGUGUGCUGCGCGUCUGGGACCUGGUGCUCAUCGAGGGCAGCGAUGUCAUCCUCCGCACCGCUCUCGUUCUCUGGAGCCUCCUUGAAGAACGCGUUCUCAGUGUCCGUUCAGCCGAUGAGUUCUAUGGCAAAAUGGGUUCCUAUUCGAGUGAACUGCUUAACGGCCAUUUGAUCGAUUCGAAUGGACUGAUCGAAAGAGUCGUCAAGCUAGGACCCAUAGCGGAUCUCAGGCAGCUGAGGGACAAGCAUCUGUACAACAUUGCCCCUCUCCGACACCAACAGGGAAUGCAACUGUACUACGAUGACGAGGACACGCAUUCGGAUGAGGAGCGCAUGGCGGUGGCCACCGUCUGGGGUCUGAACUGGGGCCGUCGCGGCUCCGUGGGACCGGCAGCGGGCAAGCAGCCUACGGAGUCGAAGGACCGCAUGGCCCUGGACAUUUCGCUGCUCAAGAAGCAGUACGAUCGGUUGAGGGAGCGCCAGAAACAGGCGCAUGUCAUCCUGACCACUGCCUGCUCGACGGCAGCCCGUCAGGGACCACCGAAUUCUGCCCAGACCUCGGUGACUGUCAAUCAGCUGCUUCUCGGCCGGCCGGCCAUCAUCACCAACAAGGGGAAGAGGGUGAGUGCCCCCCUGGGAGCCAUUCCACCUGCCAGGAAGCCCUCCCUCCCAGCCGUUCUGCACACCAAACCUUCCACCGAGAAGCAGCUGCGGCGCGGCGAGACCCUCCUGUGGCGGGACACGGACCCCACUCUCAGACGCCGCGACAGCCUGACCUGGAAGGAGAUCAAAGCGGAACGGGCGGCCAUAAUGCGCGAGGGCGCUGAUAAGACGAUGAAGACGCAGAAGCUCCGAUCGCGAUUCGGCAAGAGCGACAGCUCCUCGUACAGCGAGGACAGCGAUGGCGAGCAGGAGCAGGUGGAACGCGCCGGGGGCAGCGGUGGCAGCGCCACCGGCGGUGGAUCCAGCACGGACACCAGUCUGUGUGACGACGAUGACCCCAAGUCGACGGAGAAAAGUCCCAAGCAAAAGGCGAGGCUGGCGCGCAAGCUAAAGGAGAAGCCGCAGCUGUUGACGGGGUCCCGAGAGGCGAGCUUGGAGCGCCAGAGACCAAAAUCCUGGGCUCCCAGCUCCCAUGAAAUACCCUUCAUGCUGAUGGGCACAGAGAGUGGUGAUGAGAAGGAGCCGGCCCCCAAACAGGAGGCGGAAGUUGCAGAGGACAGUGCCACAGAAAGCGGCCGCUUCGGCUAUGAGUCCGAGCUGGCCAGAAAAAUGGAGCCACUGCACCUGCUGGUGAGCACAGAUAUCCCUGGAAUCACCAGCACCAGUCAGCUGUCGCCGAUGCCGGACAUGGCCAGCUAUCUGGGCGCGUCCUGUAUCAGUCCGCUUCCGACGCCCAGGCCGGUGUCCAUCGAUCCCCUGGGCAUUGAGGGAACAGCAGGAGCGGCGAGUGCGGCAGAGGAGCAGGCCGUCGAAUCCACUCCACGUCGGUUCGAUUUUAGUGAAGAUGGCGUUACCAAUCAGUAUUUCGAGCGAGUGAACAGUGUGGAGCGUCCCAGCCGCCUGGAACUGUCCUACUCCCUCAACGAAGAGGGAACGGACGCUCGAGCGGUGUACAUGGAGCAGAGGGCUCAGGUGGAGGGACAGAGCGGCGAGCAGGAGGCGAAGGCAAUGUCUCCGCCUCAGAUAAGGGAAGACCUGGUGGAUGCGGAUGACAAAGUGCCGCAGAUCCGCGACGACAACAUUCCCGGCGAAAACAAAGACGACUACAAGGAGGUGCUGAGCAUGACGAUAGAGUCGCACCAGCCACCGCCUCCGACAGCCGCCAUUUUGAGCAAUGCCAGCCGGAAGCGUCACGAUCCACGACGCAAGACGCUGACCAGAUCCUCGACGAUCGAUAUCGAGGAGCGUUUCCAGGCGCUGGAGCAUCGCUUCAGCCAGGAGCAGUCAUGUGAUAAGCCCAAGUAUAUUCCCAGCACGGCCGCCUUGGAGGAGCGAUUCGAGACCCUAGAGAAGCAGCUCAGUGCCGAGAAGGUGCGAAAGGAGCUGGAGGAAAUGGAUCCCGAAUUGGCCGAAAAGUCUGAGCGGAUUCCCUCAACAGCCGAUCUAGAGAGCCGUUUCGAUGCCUUAACCAAGCAAAUGAGUUCCAGUGAAUCAAGUUCCAAGGCUCCCCCGGUGGACCUGGGGGAUGCAGACCAGUCCAGCGGAAGUGGCGCGAAAGAGCAGAAGGACAGCGAGAAGACCAGCAAACUCCACAGAUCAGAGAACUCCCAAUCCGAGACAAAGGACACAGCAACAACACCCCAAACGGAAAGCACUAAAGGGACGGAAACUGAUAAAAAUAAAGAAGAUAAAGAAGGAGACCAGCCACGCCUUAGGAAACUGCCCUCGACAGCCGAGCUGGAGGAUCGUUUCAAUGCCCUGGAACGCAAAAUGAGCGUACAGAAGAGUAGCCCAGCCAAGACUAAAAAGGAGCCACCAGAUGAAGAGCCAGACAAGGAGGAACCCAAGGCCCGAAAAGAGCCAGCCAAGGAGGAACCUAAGGCCCGAAAAGAGCCAGCCAGGGAAGAGCCUAAGGCCAGAAAAGAGCCAGCCAUGGAGGAACCAAAGGCCCGAAAAGAUCCAGCCAGGGAGGAACCUAAGGCCCGAAAAGAGCCAACCGAGGAGGAACCUAAGGCCCGAAAAGAGCCAACCGAGGAGGAACCUAAGGCCCGAAAAGAGCCAGAAAAUUCAGAAAUUAGAGAUGAAAAACCCCAAGAAAGACGGGCUGUAAAGGAUUCAAAGGAUUCCGAAGAAAGCAAUAAACAAAACGAAUCGGUUAAGGGUAAGGAGAGGACACCAACGAAUACCCCUGAAGAAAAAGAAGCGUCUAAAAGAGUCGAACCAAAACCAUCGGGAAAAGACAGCCCCGACACGAAUGUGGAAUCAGAGAAGGCAAAAAAGAAGCCAGAACCAGAAAAGGUGGAAAAUCAAGAAGAACCUGUGAAGACUGCACGUAAGUCCCCACCUUCCACAGAGGAGCUGGAGAAGCGUUUCAAUGCCCUGGAGAAGCAAUUGAGUACAACCAACCUGGAGUCAUCCAAGGAAGCUGAGCAAACAAAAUCCACAGCAAAAAAUCAGAGGUCGACAGAAGCAAGGAAUCAAAAGGAAGCUGAGACUGGGGAAAGGGAACAAAAGUCCACGAAAACCUUUGAGGAGAAGCUGAAAGAAGUGAAUACUGCACUGACAAACGAUCAGAAGAAAUCAGAGGUCGAAGUUCGAGCCGAGGAGAAGCGAAAAAGUUUCGAAGAGCGAUGUAAGAGUGCCAGCAAGACGUUGGAAACCAAGGAAAAGGAGGUCACUGCAUCGAAGAAAACGGACGAAAUUCCAGCAAAGAAGGCUAAAGAAACCCCGGAAACUUCAGCAAAUAAUAUUGACGAGUCUCACGAAACAAAAAUUGAAAAUACUCGAACAAAAAAUACUGAGGAAUGUCAGCAAACCGAACAGAAGGAUCUCAGUAAGAGAAGAGCUUCGGAGCCGCCCUCAACAGAGGAUCUUGAAAAGCGCUAUGAAACCCUGAAGCGCCGCAUGAGCAGCAAGAAUCAUUUUUCCACUCAAAGCGAGACCGUGAACCAAGCUCUCGAACGGAUCGAACAGGAGGUCAUCUCGGAGUGCGGUGAGGACCGAGCGGCGGAGAAGAAACAGCCGCCGUCAACGGAGGACCUGGAGAGCCGCUUCGAGGCGUUGCAUGGCAAGGACAAGGCGGAGAGCAAAACCAAGUCCCAGCCCAAGCUGGUGGAUGUGGCCAUUGAGGCGCAUAUACCUUCUCCGCCCCCGGCUCCACCACUGCCACCCGCGGAGCUGAGGAUCCUGGCGGCGCCCACACUUCACCAGCAGCAGGCACUCAUCGAAGAGCUCCAGAGCAAAAUGCAGGGACAAGGCCCGGGUGAGGAGAACCUCAAGCCCAGCCAGAUCAAUCCGCAGCGAAAGCAACAGCAACAGCAGCAGCAACGACAACGGCAGCUGCAACUGCAACAGCGACCCACAACGAUGGGCGAUGAGACCUCGGAAGCACCUGCAAACACGGCUUACUACAGAUCGGGAAAUUAUGAACCCUGGCAGCAGCGAACGGUUCGUCGUUUCUCCGAUUUGCCCUCAAGGGCCGAUCUGGAAAACCGAUUGCAAUUCCUGGAGAAGAAAUUGUAUAAGAAAUUCUACAAGCAGCGCUGUGCAAGUGAUUCCGAAGUUGCAUCGAAGGCCAAUGUCCUAGUGAUCAGCGCUGACGGGCCGAGCACCUCGCGCCAGGCUCUGGCUGAAUGCCAGCUGGAGCAGCGUGUCCUGGCCCUGGAGAAGCAGCUGAGCGAGAACAGUCUCAAGUUGCUGGAAGCCAUGCGCGAGAAGUCAGCGGCGGCCGUGGCUGUCGCCCCCCAGAGCGAUGACAGCGGCUCGCCGCGUCGGCUGAGCACGGACACCAUCGAUGCCACCACCGGCAAGGAGCUGGUGCGAUACACGCAGAACUUUGGCGAGCUGGAGGAAGUGGACUCCCACAAGCCCAUCAACAUCAGCAUCAACAUCAAAAUGAUGGUCAACAAGGACUCUGAACGGAAGAGGAGCGAGUCCAAGCCCACUACGGAGGACCUGGCACGACGUCUCGAGCAGCUGGAGGCACAGUUGGUGGAAGAGAGAGCCAAGAACGGCACCGUCAUCCCAGAGAAUGAAGCUUUGGAAGAGCCGCAGCCACAGCCCCAUCCGGAUAAACCCGAUGAGAGUGAAGGCUCCAAAAAGCAGGAGAAGGAUUGCCACAACCAGAAUGUCAAAAGCGAUGAAACGGUGAGAUUGGAGGACCUUCCGCCAGAGGGCAUUGAGCCCGAAACGGUGAAGGAGACCAAAACCCUGGAAAAUGAAGAGAUAGCCCAAGCCCGGGCCAAAGAGGUAGAUGUCGAUAAAACAGCUAAAGAGGCAGUGGUCGAUCCAAAGUCCGAGGUACAAGAGGAGAAUACCAAACAGGAAGAUGUAAUCAAAACCGAACAUGUUGAAGAGCCCUCUUCCAAGGAAUUGGAACCCCCUCAAGCUGAGAAAGGCAAACCCAACAAGAACGAAGAAACGAAAACAAAGAAGUGCUGUUCCGACGAGUGCACAGUAACGAAGGAAUCCUCCAAUCAGCAGCCUGAAAAGAACCAACCAACUACCAAGGAUGCCUCCAAAGAAAUGCCAGACAAAAUGGUCACCAAUGGCAGCGAUACUGGACCUGUGGAUGCCAGCAACAAGACUGUUGUGCUUCUUAUGGACAAUGAACCCAAGGCCUCAAGACUCAGGCGCCUGACCAGAGCCAACACCGAAGAACUCGAAGAUCUCUUUCAGGCCUUGGAAAAGCAGCUGAACGACCGGAAUUUAAUCAAGUCCGAAGAUGGCCGCCUGAUACGAGCUGAAAGCAAGCCCUCUGCCGAGCAAGUGGAGCAGGCUCAGGCCAUUACCGAUCUCACCAAACAGAUCGAGGACUAUACCAGUGGAAAUGCGGAAGAAGAAAAGCCGGCAAAAGAGCCUAAAGAACCGAUAGAAGACAAGCCAGAGGCUGAAGAGCCAAACGACUACGACUGGGGACCCAACCCGGUCAAGCAUCACCUGAAACGAAAAACGGUUUACUUACCCUCGACGAAGGAGCUGGAGGCCCGAUUCCGUUCACUCGAACGUCAGAUCAAGCUGCUCGAGGAUGUGGAAAAGAUCGAUGUGGAGCAGCGCUUGAAGGAAAUCGAACGCAAGAUCAAGUUGCAAUACUCGCUCUCCCACGAGAAGGACCUCAACAAGUAUCUAGAUUUGUGCGAGGGCAAGGGCCUAGACGAUGACGAUCUCGCAGUUGAGGAGACACCAACCAAGGAGGAACCACCUCCACCAGCCAACCAACGUUCGCGUAGUCCUGCACGGAAGGUGGCCACCAAGUCGCCGUACACUUCUCCAUCGCGCAAGGCAGCCACCAAGUCGCCGUACACUUCUCCAUCGCGCAAGGCAGCCAGCAAGUCCCCGUAUUCAUCACCGUACACCUCCCCGUAUACAUCACCAUCUCGUCAGCGUCAAAAGACGCCGGGUUCAUCACCGACUCGAGCCUCCGAAAAGAAGGCGAAAAGAAGUCCCUACACCUCGCCAGUACGUCGCCAGCCGCAUCCCAAUGAUCUGCCCAUCUCCGAUGACCUGGAGUUCAAGUAUAGAGUGCUUGAUCUGGUACGGUCCAAGUCGAAGGAGAAUCUGGCCAGGCGUAUGAACGAUCCCAAUCGAAAGCCACCCAUUCAUCCCCUCGAAAUGCUGCUUGAUCCGAGUCCCGAUAGCAGCGAAAUACCCACAACCGGGGAGCUGGAGCAUCGCAUUCGCCUCUUGGAUGAGAAGCUCAAGUCUCCUGUCCGACCCUCCCGCCACAAGUCGCGCUCUCGCUCCCCCACCAUCGAGGAUAUCAAGCGGAAGAAGAUGCUGGAAGAGCAGCAGCCCCGCACGCCGGUGCACAAUCUCGAACGCCUGGUCAGCUCUCCGGGCAGGCCAGAGCCCCCCACGGCUGAGGAGCUGGACGUGCGCAUGCGGGCUCUGGAGGAGGAGCAUAGCUUCGACUUUAAGACACAAAAGGACUACAAGGCCUUUAACCAAAAGCUCAAGGACGUUAUCUCGCCCUCAAUCUCCUUCGAGGAGUUCAAAUCGGCCAAGUCGCGCGAACAGAGUCCUCGCCGGGGAGGGGGCGCCACCACGCCAAAGUCUGCGAUGCGACGCGAUGACCACGAUGAUUAUCGACGCGACGAUGCACACUCCACGCACACCCACACGCACUAUCGACCCACCAGUCCCAAGGUGAUACGCUUCCGGGACGAGGACGAGGACUACUUCGAGGAGGCGGCAGCGCCGCGCCCAAAGUCACGCCAGUCCAGCGAACGAAUGGUGGGCACCAUAAAUGAGGUUAUGGAGUGUUUAUCGGAGAAUAAUACAAUUCUUCAACGUAUUCUUAAGAAGACUCUUGCAGAUCAGCCAUCAAGCAUUCGCAGCUACAGCAGCAGCUCGGCAGAAGGUCUAGACGCCCUGGGCAGUCGCCUGAUGAGGGAAACGUCUCCCAUCACCCGCACUGGGACGCACACGGGCGUGCCGCUGAGGACGACGGGUGAGAACAUAAACGAUCGCCUCAGCUCCAUCAAGAACUCGAUCAAGUCCAUCGACACACUGUGUGAGGAGAAGCCCUACCAAAAGGAGAAGUGCCAGCGCUACAUUGACUCGCUUUUCACCGACUCCCUGCACUUCGCCAGCAAGAAGAGUUCCGUGGAGGAUCUCGCCCACAGUCGCAGCGAGAGUCGGGGCCGGACCAUGCAACGCAGCAGCGACUACACCCCGUCUAUAAGGAUAACCUCGGAGCAUCGUUCGCUGGGCUCGGCUGAGUCGCGGCGCUCGUUGAGUCCCCUCGGGAGGGACGUGAGUCCGCUGCACCACCGCUCGCACAGGGACAUCAGCAGGGAUCUGUCGCCGCGCAGGAGACGCGGAGAGCAGGAGGACCGGGAGGAGCGCGAGAGCAGUAGGGUAAGACGUGAUAAUAUGUUGCCAAAUUAUUUUGCUGAUAAUCGUAGCGAACUAAGUAGCGGGAGUAGUUUAACCAAGUUUCAUAAAGUAGAUAGACAACUAGAAGAGACGUGCGCCAAGUACGCGGACGACCGACGCUCGGCCUGCAGAACACCGUUGAGCUCCCCAUACGAGACCCGAUCCUCAGCCACACGGCACACCACCACCAACUACAACUACAACUCCACCACCACAACAACAACAACAACAACAGGUACCACAAUAUCAGGAACAGCCACGGCAACCGAUAGUUUCCCCCGGCCCGUGUCGCCCUACCGACAGCCCUACGAUCCGUACAGGCGUCCGAAUGCCCCUGCAGCCCCUCCUGCCUACCAGCCAGCCAAGCUGGAGAUCCGCCACACGACGGUGACCUCGACCUUCUAUGAUCGCUUCCUUACGGAGAAACAAAUCGAGAAACAGACCCUCUCCCGUCCGCCCAGCCGUUCGCCCGUGGUGUCGCCAUCGGUCACCACCAAGAGCUAUAGCGAUCUCUACCAGUCGAUCUCCACCACGAGCAGCACCUCCAUACCCAUUACCACCACUGGCCACACCUCAUUCAUGUCCAGCAGCUAUGCAGGCCCUUCAUUCUCCCAGCCCGACGGCAGCAAUUACUCAUAUCUGAGCACGCACACGGCCGGAUCCGGCAAAUCUCUAUCGCCUAUCGGCGGCAGCAGUUCCUCCGAUCUGCGACUGCAUAGCACCGACAACUUGCUUGCCUCCACCACAACAUCCGCUUCAGCCAUCACGACAUCGAGCUCUUUUAUGCCCUACAACUUCUCCAGCUCCUUAGGCAGUCGCUUAACCGAUCCCAUUUCCAGUUGUAGUGUCGCUAGUGUGACCACUACUAGCUCUCUGACGUACUCCACUGGGGUGUAUAAUCCAAUGAUGUCAUUCACAUUGCGAGAACCCUUGACCAGUAGCUCCCUGGGCGGGGUGGGUGUGGGUACUUCCUCCCUGCUCGGUCAAUAUCAGUUUAAGACUAGCUUUGGCUCAGGCUAUACCCCCAAGACCCCCACUGAACAGGACAAGCCGUAGAGGGACGCACUGCUCUACCACUGACACACAUAUUCCACACCUAACCUCACUCCGCAUAAAGAUCGUUUACCGAUCAAAUCAAGCUCAAAUUGAUUACUUUACGAGUGAACAUUUUAAACAUCAGAAGAAUCGUAAGAUAAUACAACAAGCAAUAUAUAUACAUAAUACACACAUCAGAUUUACACAUACAUAUAUCUACAUACAAUACU